Molecule: messenger RNA, 492 nt
Organism: Medioppia subpectinata
Lineage: Eukaryota; Metazoa; Arthropoda; Arachnida; Sarcoptiformes; Oppiidae
Source: the annotation of a GenBank genome assembly
AUGUGUACUAGUGCAGUGUUUACCGAACGGUACCAAGAAUUUGGUGGGGCCAUUAUGGAUGCGAUGGACGACCAACUGAUAACAUCGUGUAAAAACACAAUUAACGCAGAUGUAUACCAAUGUGAGCAAGGAAUCCGUUGGGAUCAGUACCCCGAUGCAACCACCGAUGAAGGUAACGCAAAAACCACGUCAAGUUAUAAAGAGCUAGAGUGCAUUCUUACUGUAAAGUUAUAUGAAAUACACAAAUGUACGGCCGAUGAGUCUAUAGCGGUACAGAAGUAUUACAAUGGUCAAAUUAUUACCAAUAAUCAACACAACUGCGUUUCCUACCCAUAUGUCAAACCAACGGUACGUACGGUUGACAGUGCCGUCGGGCGACUCCUUCUGGUCGAUGAACAACACGUGAUAAUCACCAAAAUAGCCAAAAUUGGUAUUGAAAGUGACCGUAUUAUCAUCGAUGCCAUCGAUUCGCAAUUCACCCGAAUCCAUUGA